Xiphias gladius (swordfish) is the source of this 1701-nucleotide messenger RNA. It is a transcript of the gene kcnk5b, whose product is annotated as potassium channel, subfamily K, member 5b. Gene Ontology annotation, molecular function: potassium ion leak channel activity. The record is from RefSeq and is a predicted model, not a curated record. The transcript is spliced from 5 exons. The coding region runs from base 94 to 1431 and encodes 445 amino acids. NCBI's taxonomy places the organism in Eukaryota, Metazoa, Chordata, Actinopteri, Istiophoriformes, Xiphiidae. Gene Ontology annotation, biological process: stabilization of membrane potential; potassium ion transmembrane transport. Gene Ontology annotation, cellular component: membrane.
UAGGUUUUACCAGGAAGAAAGCAGAGUGCGUAGGAUAACGCCAGACCUAUAUGAGCUGCUCGUGCGUCGUAAGCCUUAAGUUAUGACUUUAAUAUGGCUGAUAAGGGUCCCUUUUUAACUUCAUGUAUUAUUUUCUACCUAUCGAUUGGGGCCGCAAUAUUCCAGAUUCUUGAAGAACCAAACUGGGAGUCGGCAAGAGACCAAUAUAUUCUCCAGAAGGAAAACGUUUUAAAGAAGUAUGCCUGCUUGUCAAAAGAAGGUCUGGAUGAGAUUUUGGAGAUAGUGUCGGAGGCUGCGGCUCAAGGUGUGACCAUUACUGGGGACAAACAUCGCAACACCUGGGACUGGGCAAACUCCGUCAUCUUCGCCGCCACCAUUGUCACCACUAUAGGUUAUGGCAAUGUGGCUCCCAAGACUAAAUUUGGUCGUGUGUUCUGCAUCCUGUAUGGUCUGUGUGGGAUCCCCCUGUGUCUGGUAUGGAUAAGCGAACUGGGUUCAUUCUUUGGAGACAGAGCCAAACGUCUGUCCCAGGUUCUGAUCCAUAAAGGCGUUUCAGUGAAAAAGGUCCAACUCACCUGUACAGCCUUAUUCCUGUUAUGGGGGCUGUUGGUGCACCUGGUGAUCCCUCCGUUUGUUUUCAUGUCUCUGGAAGGAUGGAGCUACCUGGAAGGCAUCUACUUCUCUUUCAUCACACUCACAACGGUUGGUUUUGGAGAUUAUGUGGCAGGUGUAAAUCCCAGCAUAGAAUACCCCAGACUGUACAGAGUAUUUGCCGAGUUAUGGAUCUACAUGGGCCUGGCUUGGCUGUCUCUGUUCUUCAGCUGGAAUGUCCACAUGGUAGUGGAAGCUCACAAGGUGCUGAAGAAAAGAAGACACAGGCACAGACGCUUGUAUGAUGUGGAACCUCAGUCUGUAGAGGACAAGUACAACCCAGAUGUAAAGCGGUCCGUCAUUGACAUCUUCAACUUCCUGUCUGAGAAGGAGGAAGACUACAGCACUGUCAUCAAGGAGAUUGGAAUCAUAGCGAGAAAAAGAAAGCCUGCAGACAACAUAAAUCGCUCUAAGAGCUGCAGCGACAUCUUGGCUAUCCAGACCCUGGAUCACUCGCCACGUCAGAGACACAUGGUCAGUAUCAGUGAAGUGUUCAGGAACGCAACGGCUGACAUGGACAAAGGUGAUCAAGAGGAGGAGCGUUCUCUAAUACCAGAAGGCAGCGGAGAACUUGAACCUGCAGAAUGUGUGAGGACAGGUAAUGUGGAGAACAAGGACAGUUGUGCAUUUGAUUCAGAAAAUGAUGGUAUCAUCUUCACUGUACCUGCCAAAGAUACUACAGAAGAACAAAGUGUACAGCAUCCUGAUGGUGGGGAGACGAGGUUUACAAUAUCCAAGGUAAAUGAAGAUUUGUUGAUGGACAAAGAUGAAAAAGGGUAAAGCAUCCUUUCUACAUUUUUCUUCACAUUUACCAAAAUCGUGGAACCACUCAGACCGGGGGGAAGGAGUUUUGUAUGAAAAUACCAUAAGUACUGGUAUGUGUCAAGGGAACAAACUGCAUUUUGUGGAAAUGAUACUACAUACAUCUAGGCAAAUUAGGGCCGCAUUAUUAAAUGCUUUCCUGAUUUACAACAGUCCUAUUUUACGCAACUUUUCAAUUAUUAGCUGCACACAGUGAGCCAGCGUUUGUAUCAGGUAAAAUAGUUCUCU